CCGUCCCAAAUUCGCGUAAAUGAAAGAACCACCUUCCUAUCCCUUUCAUCACUGUUGCCCUAUAAUAUAUUUUCGCAUUGCCUCGCCUCAUUGUUGGUAUCACCCAACCAACACAAAAAACUUGGAUGCCACUAACUGGCUAAGUCUUUCUCUUUCGCUGCUGCAAUAACUAAACAGAUAAAUGAACACUUUCAGACUGGCUAAACCUUGCCGCUCCACGGGAGGAGAAAUCACCCGGUAGAGCUUUUCCGAUUCGAAACAGGCGUCUUAACACCCUAACCACUAGACGCAUGUGAGCUGAUCAAAUAACCAUAUUUGCUGCCCCUACACGCUCGAUGGGAAGAUCUAAUUAACAUUCCUUGCAUAGUAGAGAUAGCACUUGCGAUAUGAUAUAUAGGUAUAAGGAGAAUACCCAAAACAGGGCAGUGAAUAAGUCUAGUAGCAGACUUUCGAUCCAUAAUCAUAUAUAUAUUUAUCAGCCAUAGCAACUGCUAAACGAUCUGAGAUGAUGAUGGCUCAAAAGGUGAGGAUGUUACUCGGCAGCAAAUAUGAAGCAAAAUGGGACAAGGCAGCCGUGUGUAUGAAAUGAGCAGCUCAUGAGGUUAAAGAUACUCAUAUUGACCAGAAAUAGUUUUCGCGACUGAACAAAAAACAUUUCCUCUACUGCCGCACGACCCCUACAAGGAGCAAAUGCAUCAAAAGCAAAUGUAGUGUAUAUGAAGAGAUCCCCACGCGAAUUCCAGAAUAAGAUGCGAGGUAUUGUAUCGUCGCGUCGUCGCGUCAUCAUACCGUCGCGUCGUCGCGUCAUUAUAUCAGCGCGUCGCCGGAUAAAUUAGAUCGGUAAUGAUCCACGCGUCUAGCUGUAGACGCGUAUUGAAUCGGAGAUAUAUACAGAGUACAUCCUCGUUCUAUGCGGUUCAGUAGACUUCCCGUGUCCGUAAGAUGACCGGAAUCCUGUUGGUAAAACUCGGGGAAGGCCCGUACCGAUGCUUAGUGUGACAUGGAAUAACGGGGCAGAUAAUUGAACCAGCCGGAUGUAAAGUCGUUCUUCCUAGUUAAGACUCCAACUCUGGAGCCGAUGAUAAGUUAUGGAUUUGGAAGUCGUCAAUAUGACAAAGCUAUCGUCGAAUAGAAAGGGCGCUAGACCCCGCUUCUUGGUGCAAUGAAGAAGACGCGAUAGUAGGACGACUUUCCAGAUGCACCUGUAAACACUGCGUACAUAUCGCUUCGGGGUGUCGGCAACUCCUUGAUGAAAAGCUGUGCCCUUAUUGUCCACAUGCCAUGGUACCUUAAUUGUGUUCGGAAGUAGCUGAAAACGGGGUGCCAAGGUUGUGGACAUGUACUCAGGAGUUCUACUACCCUGGUAAACGAACAGUAUCUACGCCUAUUAUCAUGCCUGACAACAGUUUUGAGAUUCUAGACUCGAAAGAUCUGUAAGGAUUGUCAUAUUGCAUUACCGGCCUUGAAAACUUUUGAAUCCGCCCAGCUCGAAGUAUCAUCAUCGAUGAUAAAAGGGGAAUAAGAGCAUGUUUCUCAUGCCGUUUGCUUGGCGAAUCCAAUUGGGCAAGUAGGGGCAAAUCGGUGAGAAACGAAUUAGAAUAAACCCACGGGAUUUGCCUGUUCAACUGCCUCUUAUCGACAUCAUUUCGUGGGCAAUACCGCUUCAAAUGCCGAGGUUUCUAUGACUGCGCAGCUGUGCAGGCUUCGAAAAAGCAUUACGCGCUGAAUGAUCAAGCGAAGGUAAGAUCUUGCGUCGUGGUACCGUUCCAUUAUUGGUAUGCAUUAUAUAUCAAGUAUCACAGCAGAUACUAAAGGAGUCUAGAGGCGACAACGUGGUCUGAUUGUACGUUGACUAUGUCGUCUCUGGAUUCCUAGUUGCCAGUUCUCGUAGAACUAUUAUGUAAGAUCUUAACAUGGCCUCUCGAGAAUAUGAUACAUCUCUUCAUAGUUUGACAUUUCGUGAUCAUAGAGGAAAGAUGGCUCAACACGGAAACCGGAAGUCAAUGAAUGUCAUGUGCGCCAAGAUAUCAUGGAAAAAUUUAGAUUCUCGUUGGCCCAAGUACGUUAUUACUGUUGAUUCAUUCCUUUCACCCCCACGCCCUUUUACUGAAUCUCAACAAGAAACGGUUAUCCAAACAUGUUACCAACACCAUGAUCUUGGAUACUUUGUAUCAACCACAGGUGAACUAAGCCUUCUGGGCACUGAUCUUACAUUGCCAGGGUCCUUCAACCCCGCAAUCUUUUAUGUUCGAGGUCAUUAUACCAUAUCAGCAGACAUUUUACUUUGCAGCGACAAGUACAAAUCAAUGAGAGGCCAAUAUACGUACAUUCAUACAUACAUCUGGAAGGAAAGAGAGGCAAGCCCGUCUAUAGGUGUGCUUUCUUUAGCCCAAUAGAGCUUUUGGCCAAAAGUUAAGGGCUCAGCUCUGAUUAUUGUGGUGUGGUUGGGUGCUGAGUGAGACUGUUCUGAACCUCCAGCUCCUGCUGGCUUUUGUUUCUUUAUUUUGCCAUCAAUCAAGAUUCAGAAAUUGCUAACGGCCAAAUCCGUUGCAGUCCUGUUCCAUUGUCGUACUCGGAGUGGUGGAAAGCCUCUCCAGGUCAUGAUGCAAAUAAGCAAUUGUGAUUUGCAAGAAAUUAUUGGACAAACACCUUCAUUUGUUGAACUAUCAUGUAUGCGGUGAGGAGAGGUCGUCUAGGAGGGAGCAAGGAGCGCCCAACAUGUAAUGGAAUACGGGUCAAGAGAUUGCACUUUCUCUCUUCCUUACAUUUCAUCUCUUGGCAAGCAGACAUAACCAAGAAAGGCUUCUUUACCAUUCUUAAUCGAAUGCAAAAUACAACGUCGCUGA
Sclerotinia trifoliorum is the source of this 2846-nucleotide messenger RNA. The record is from the annotation of a GenBank genome assembly. Lineage: Eukaryota; Fungi; Ascomycota; Leotiomycetes; Helotiales; Sclerotiniaceae.